CAACGCCCGCCGGGAGCCGACCGGAGCUGCCAAGAUGUCGCUGCUCAAGAAAAGAAAGCUUGAGUCGGGGGGCGGCGGCGAAGGAGGGGAGGGAACUGAAGAGGAAGAUGGCGGAGAGCGGGAGGCAGCCCCGCAGCGACCCCGGAGAACUAAGCGGGAGCGGGACCAGCUGUACUACGAGUGCUACUCGGACGUUUCCGUGCACGAGGAGAUGAUCGCUGACCGUGUCCGCACCGAUGCCUAUCGCCUGGGCAUCCUGAGAAACUGGUCAGCGCUGCGAGGCAAGACGGUACUGGACGUGGGUGCGGGCACCGGCAUCCUGAGCAUCUUUUGUGCCCAGGCCGGAGCCCGACGCGUGUACGCAGUGGAGGCCAGCGCCAUCUGGCAACAGGCCCGGGAGGUGGUGCGGCUCAACGGGCUGGAGGACCGGGUGCACGUCCUGCCGGGGCCGGUGGAGACAGUGGAGUUACCGGAGCAGGUGGAUGCCAUCGUCAGCGAGUGGAUGGGCUACGGGCUCCUGCACGAGUCGAUGCUGAGUUCCGUGCUCCAUGCGCGGACCAAGUGGCUGAAGGAGGGCGGCCUUCUCCUGCCGGCUUCCGCUGAGCUCUUCGUGGCGCCCAUCAGCGACCAGAUGCUGGAGUGGCGCCUGGGCUUCUGGAGCCAGGUGAAGCAGCACUACGGCGUGGACAUGAGCUGCCUGGAGAGCUUCGCCACGCGCUGCCUCAUGGGCCACUCGGAGAUCGUGGUGCAAGGCCUGUCCGGAGAGGACGUGCUGGCGCGGCCGCAGCGCUUUGCUCAGCUGGAACUGGCCCGGGCCGGCUUGGAGCAGGAGCUGGAGGCUGGGGUGGGUGGGCGCUUCCGCUGCAGCUGCUACGGCUCAGCGCCAAUGCACGGCUUCGCCAUCUGGUUCCAGGUGACCUUCCCCGGAGGGGAUUCGGAGAAACCCCUGGUGUUGUCCACUUCACCUUUUCACCCGGCCACGCACUGGAAGCAGGCGCUCCUCUACCUGAACGAGCCGGUGCAAGUGGAGCAAGACACGGACAUUUCCGGAGAGAUCACCCUGCUGCCCGCCCGGGACAACCCCCGCCGCCUGCGUGUCCUGCUGCGCUACAAAGUGGGGGACCAGGAGGAAAAGACCAAAGACUUUGCCAUGGAGGACUGAGUCCUGCCUUUUCUCCCAGUUACCUCCCAAGGCGGCCUGACUUGUGUGGGAGAGGCGUAGGGGGGUCGGAGGAGAAGGGAAGAUCCCACGUGCAAGUAGGGGCGAUAUCUGUCUGCCUUUUUUCUUGUCUCCGGGGGAGGGAGAGUGACUUCAGUCUCUUUUUGAGGAGAUCCUGCUGGCAAUUUUUAUUUAAAGAGUGAUGAUUCCCCGCAGCAACCGCUACAGCGUAGUUAUUAAUGUGUGUUUAAGCCUCAAAAGCCUGUGGUACCAAGCACUUUUUUUCUAUUUCUUUAUUUUCAUGGGGCCAAGGGGGGACCCACAGAAGAAUGUUGAUUUGUGAAGAGUCCGUUUAUUCAAGUCUCUGACACCUCUCACACCAUAUGUACAUCUGAAGCCAGGGAGAAGGGUAGAAGGGGUAUUUUCUCAACCUGUGAACUGUCUCCCACCCCAAACCAAACCCGUUGCCAUCCAGUCGAUUCCAGCUAAGGCUAUAUAUGGUAUGGUCUGAUAGUGUCAGCAUUUCUGUAUAUAAGGAGCACUGUACAACAAAGGACACCAGAUCAUCCAAAGGAAGCCCAAGACCUCUGGAGCGAGGACAGUUCUAAAAGAUGGGAGUGUGAGAUGCAGCAACAUCCAGACACCCAUCAGCCUGUCUAUAUGGCUGAGUACUGAUUCUCUGAGGUUGUCAUGGCCGCAGGCAGGAACUGGCUGUCGAAGGGAGAGGAAAACCUGUGGAGUUCUACCUGUUCCAUCUAACAGCUUACAUUUAUUUAGCACUGUGAAAUUUGCCAAAUAUUUUUACUAAUUCAUUGGAUCAAUGUGUAUUUUGUUUAAUAUAUAUACAGUAUAAUAGUUGUUGUGAUAAGCACUUAAGAUGGAAAUCAAUAAAACAUAGUUUAAUGUCUUCAAAUAGAUUUGUUUAUAAACCAGUAUUUUAAAUAAAUAAGUAGUAACGGGCUAAAGAGUGAGAUGGUCUGGAUAGUAGGGAGGGCAGAUAAUUAUCUUCAUUUUAUAAGCUAGUAAAAAAGAUUUACCCAGAUAAUGAGAGUUGCAUAGCUAAUUCUUGGCAACUAAAUCUUGAACCCCGAUCUUUUAAUUCAUAACCCUCAACAAAUCACUUUUUCAUUAGUAUCAUCUCCUUAAAUACCUCAAGGAUGGAUGACAACAGUCUUUAUAAUUUGGUAAAUGAAGGAAAGAGGGAAAAGUCCUAAGCCUAAGGCAGUGUCGUUGGAGAUCUGUCUCAGAGGUCUCAAAGAACCACCGUCAGUAAGUAGGAUCUCAAGGUUGACAAAUCCUAGGCACUCACUGACCCAUGCCCCUCACAGAGAUAAUCACAUGUAGCCCUGUUUUUUUCUGAGGCCUUCAGGAAAUGUUGAAUACUCAACAGAGUAGCAAAGGUAGAUGAACUCUUUGCUAUACCAGCUAUAGGUAUGGUGCUGGAGGGCAGAAAGGCAUCUGAUGAGGCUAAAUGCGACACUAAUAAUGAGCAGGAAUUCAGAAGGUAAAGGUAAAAAGCUCCUCCAGCAAACAAAAUUGCUCCACAGUUUGCUUAUGCUCAUGUGUAUUAUCUUCUUCAGACCCAAGAGUACCGAUGCGGAGGUGGGAGGACUCUUCAGGAGCAUUUGCAGAUGAGCCCACACUCCUAGAUGUUCAGCUUUUUAUGCAUUUAUUCACUCAUUUAGUAAUUUAAUAACUAUGUAAAAAGUUCUACAAAAAAAAAAACCAUUCCUACCCUCAAAGAACUUGGACAUAGUAGGGAAAAUAAAACUACCUACAUCAAUACGUGCAUACAUUGUUUAACCUGGGAAGAUUUCAUUCCAGCUCAGUCUUUUGUUGAAGAAAGGUUGAGAAGCCGUUGUCAAUUCUAUCCCUGAAACUUCUACGAAAUGCAAAAAUACUGACUUUAUCAUCACAUAUUUAUGAGAUCCUAAAGAAAAAAAUUCUUCUCUGGUGUUCGUUUCAAAAGUAAAUUUAAGUCCUCUAAAUAACCGAUUUGUUUCAGCUAAUGGACAUGGUAUAUUGGGUAGAUGACCCUUCUCACAUUGCCUACUAGAAACCUGGGCUAAAUUUAUGCCUCAUUUGUGCUUUCUUGGAAACCCUGGUGGCGUAGUGCUUAAGCACUACAGCUGCUAACCAAAGGGUCAGCAGUCCGAAUCCUCCAGGCGCUCCUUGGAAACUCUGUGGGGCAGUUCUACUCUUUCCUAUUUUUUGUUGGGUAUAGGGUCGCUAUGAGUCAGAAUGGACUCGACGGCACUGGGUUUGGUUUUUUGGUAUGUGCUUUCUUUAGCUUUAUGUCUGGCUACGUUUCCAUAUCCCAUUUUUUUGCAUAAUUUAUACUCUCUCAUAAUAAAUUUUACAUGCUUUGCUGGAAUUUAUAUAUCCUUGUUCUCUUCUAAUAGAUUUGAGCAUUAAAAUAUAUUCCUACUUUCUGAAAUACCCGCAGAAGCAGCAGUAGGGUGUCAGGAGGUUAGAGAAAAGGCUAGAGGACUCAGUUAUGCCACCUUUACUUCCUGCAGAAUUUGGUGCCUCAAGUUGUUCAUGUGGAUGGAUAGCUGAUUCCAUUCCUUCCUUACAGCCAGCCUUACAGCAUUUUAUAUUUUAUAGAGUCAAGAUUAGUCAGUAUGGGAAAAAUUCUGAGACAUGUAGACAACCUUGUGGUAACCUUGAAUGUUCUGUAGCUCUUUCUAAGCCUAGAACAGGCCCUCAUUUCAUCUUAAAUA
Loxodonta africana (African savanna elephant) is the source of this 3882-nucleotide messenger RNA. RefSeq names its product protein arginine methyltransferase 6 (gene PRMT6). The record is from RefSeq and is a predicted model, not a curated record. The transcript is spliced from 2 exons. Gene Ontology annotation, biological process: peptidyl-arginine methylation. Gene Ontology annotation, molecular function: protein-arginine N-methyltransferase activity. Bases 35 to 1162 code for a protein of 375 amino acids. NCBI's taxonomy places the organism in Eukaryota, Metazoa, Chordata, Mammalia, Proboscidea, Elephantidae.